Messenger RNA from Mus pahari (shrew mouse), 1070 nucleotides. RefSeq names its product glutathione S-transferase Mu 3. Gene Ontology annotation, biological process: glutathione metabolic process. Lineage: Eukaryota; Metazoa; Chordata; Mammalia; Rodentia; Muridae. Bases 16 to 672 code for a protein of 218 amino acids. The record is from RefSeq and is a predicted model, not a curated record. Gene Ontology annotation, molecular function: glutathione transferase activity. The transcript has 8 exons.
CACAGCACCAGCACCAUGCCUAUGACACUGGGCUACUGGAACACCCGCGGGCUGACUCACCCGAUCCGCCUGCUCCUGGAAUACACAGAUUCAAGCUAUGAGGAGAAGAGAUAUGUCAUGGGGGAUGCCCCUAACUUUGACAGAAGUCAGUGGCUGAGUGAGAAAUUCAAUCUUGGCCUGGACUUUCCCAAUCUGCCCUAUUUAAUUGAUGGGUCACACAAGAUCACGCAGAGCAAUGCCAUCCUGCACUACCUUGCUCGAAAGCACAACCUGUGUGGCGAGACAGAGGAGGAGAGGAUCCGUGCAGACAUUGUGGAGAACCAGGUCAUGGACACCCGCAUACAACUCGUGAUAGUCUGCUGCAGUCCCGAUUUCGAGAAGCAGAAGCCAGAGUUCUUGAAGGCCAUCCCUGAGAAAAUGAAGCUCUACUCUGAGUUCCUGGGCAAGAGGCCAUGGUUUGCAGGGGACAAGGUCACCUAUGUGGAUUUCCUUGCUUAUGACAUUCUUGACCAGUACCGUAUGUUUGAGCCCAAGUGCCUGGACGCCUUCCCAAACCUGAAGGACUUCCUGACCCGCUUCGAGGGCCUGAAGAAGAUCUCUGCCUACAUGAAGAGUAGCCGCUACAUCGCAACACCUGUGUUUACUAAGAUGGCCCAGUGGGGCACUGAUUAGGCCCCUGCCAUGCUGGCACUCACAGUGGGGACUUGUCCACACUGCGGAUCCUGCAGGCCCUGGGUGGGGACAGCACCCUGGCCUUCUGCACGGUGGCUCCCGUUUCUCUCUCCUUCUUGCUCCGGUCUGCAGCUUGGUCAGUCCCAUCUCCUCACCCUCACCCCAAUCAAGCCCAUGCAGCCUUUAUUCUCCCCACUUUGUUUCACAUGGCCCCUUCUUCAUUGGCACCCUGACCCAACCUCACAGCCCUUUUCUGCGAUCUGAGGUCUGUCCUGAACUCAGGCUCCCUAGAGUUACCCCGAUGGUCAACACUAUCUUAAUGCCAGCCCUCCCUCUAAUUACUCUGAAGGUCAAUACUCGAGUGCCAGCCUGUUCCUGGUGAAGAGGCUGCCCCAGGC